Messenger RNA from Condylura cristata (star-nosed mole), 1213 nucleotides. RefSeq names its product coiled-coil domain-containing protein 137-like. The record is from RefSeq and is a predicted model, not a curated record. NCBI's taxonomy places the organism in Eukaryota, Metazoa, Chordata, Mammalia, Eulipotyphla, Talpidae. The coding region runs from base 1 to 1029 and encodes 342 amino acids. The transcript has 7 exons.
AUGCCCAGACAUCUGUCCAAGGCUUUGGAGAGAGCCUCAGACUCAGAGGUGGUAGUGGGAAGGUGCUACAGGCAUCAGAACAAUUCUGGGAUGUUUGAGGUACUUGAAAUAGAACCUGGUGGUAAAAUCCACUCUGAAGUGGAGCUGGGUUUUAAAGCUCUUGGUCUUGGAGAAAGCUCUCUUUAUGAUAAUGGCUGUGCUGCAUGUUUCCCCUUGGAAGCUAGAGAAAGAAAAAUGUCCAGUGACUUUGGUACUGCUAACAUGCUGGUCAAGGGGUACAGGAGAGCUAGCCCCCACUGUUUGAAAGUUCAUGUCUGGCUCUUCACUUUCACGCAGACCUGUAUGAAGACUGACGUCGCGGAGAGAACGCUGCAAAGGAUUCCUGCUUUCACGACAGCAGAGCCGGGCGCCAGCCCCGCCCCGCCCCUGAGGUCCCCCUCUGGCUCAGCCCAGGCGGCCUGCAGGAGGUCCGCGGAGGCGGCCAAGGGAGCCGAGCCCGACAUCGCCGUGCCCCAGUUCAAGCGGAGGAAGCGGGAGUCGGAGCGGGCAUACGUGCGCCGCAUGGCCCAGGAGGCGCGGCACGUGCUCUUCCUCACCCAGAACCAGGCCCCGCGGCAGCCGGAGGCGCAGACAGCACCCCGCGAGAAGUCUGCUGGGAAGAAAGCGUUCCAGAAGCGUAAGCUGGACAGGAUACAGCGGCGGAGGGAAGAGAAGGCAGCAGAGAGGCUGGAGCAGGAGCUGCUCAGAGACCCAGUGCAGUUUGGCGAGGUGGCCCUGCAGCCCCCGGAGCUGACGGCCAAGCCCAGGACCAGCACAAGCAGGGACCAGGCCGGCCGCGGAUCGCUGGCGCUGGCGGGGCUGCUGAGCCCGGGGCGCGGGGCCCGACCGCAGAGCGCUUCGCUGGCCCGGCAGCGCAUCUUGGGCGAGGAGAGAGCGCGGGCAGUGCAGGCCUACCGGGCGCUGCGGCAGCGGCGGACUCUGUCACUAGGGUCCCUCCCCACUGGGAAGGCACAGGGCACACAGCUGUGACACCGCACCCCCCCAGCCUCUGGGGGUGGCCACCCCACCACCUUGCUCCCAGCAUCCGCUCUGGCGACCCGGCUGCCCCAAGUGAGCCAGCCCUGGAACUUGGCUGGCACAGAAGGAGCCCAGGAGGGGGCUGCUGUGCUGCAGGACACUGUUCAGGUGCCCUGGCUCGGCGCUGCCCGCGUGU